Strongylus vulgaris is the source of this 300-nucleotide messenger RNA. The record is from the annotation of a GenBank genome assembly. NCBI's taxonomy places the organism in Eukaryota, Metazoa, Nematoda, Chromadorea, Rhabditida, Strongylidae.
AUGACUCAGGCUGUUGUUACGUGGUGGAGUGAAUUGGCAAGAUUCGGCUUUAGAUCGAACAUGUUCUUCCAUCCAAGCGAGCGAAAUCGUGGAAAUCAAAGUGUGAUGAACUGGUCAAAGAUGGCUUGGUGGAACAAUCGGCGUCUCGGAUGUGCUGUACAACACUGCGGUACUUAUUAUGUGACUUCUUGCAUGUAUAGUCCUGGAGGUAAUUAUGACUACGAAUACGUCUACCGCGUUGGAGCUGUAUGUGAGGAUUGUCCUGCUGCUAGCUGUGACAGCCAGUUUUUAUGUCGUUGA